CAGCAACGUGCUAUUCUCAUGUCUCUUUGCGAAUCUUUCCAUCACAUAUAUUGCUUCAAGCUGCGAUGAGACGAGGGGACAGAACCAGCACCGCCACUAAGACCAGUCAGGAUCAAUUUCGAACACCAGACAGGGCAGCUAUCCGUGGUCCUUCAGCAGCGAAAUCCAACGGUUCAAAACGAAGUUUAUUAUCAUCGCGAAAGAAGAACAUAAGCCCGGUAUCCUCGGAAUCAGUAUCAAAAUCGUUAUCAUCAAGGAGGACCUCGACGCUUCCCUUUAGUAGUUCUCGGGACCAACCUACGCUCACGCAGAUAGACUUUGUGACGACCCAACGACCGGACGAUGACGAUGACGACGAGGACCAACUCGAUUACAUAGAGGGGGAUGAACCGCGGGAUGAUACCCGAAAUAAUAACAAGACCCAAGAGGUGAUUGAGAUCGAGGAUGACUCGGACGAAGACGCCAAUUAUCAACCAUUAAUGCGGCGGGUCCGCAGCGUCAAGUCCGAUUCAAAUGCGAAAAGCAGCGUGCCGAAGCUGAAAACGAGCACUUCUCAGAAGAGUGAAAAGGGCGAUGUGAAGAAUGGUCGGAGGAGGAGGAGCAGUGGUCCGAGCAAGAUCAACAAGACCAAGGAUAAGAAACAGGAUAAAACUCUCACGCAGAUGAAGUUUGUGAUGCCAUGUUUGAAGAUCGACUCCGAUGAUGAUGAUAUGAAUCUGGAAUAUACGAAUUAUACGCCGAAGAAAGAGGAGGACUGGAAAGAUGAUCUGGAUGACUCGAUAUCGAGUUUAAAUCACACCCACAAGGCUUCCAGCGGGUCGAAGAGGAGGAAACUGGAUGAGAAGCUCGAUGAGGAAUUGGGUUUAAAGGGGAUAGCGACGGCCAAAAAGCUUCAAUUUGCAGAACCAGAUCGAGGCCCAGUCACACCGCGGAAGCCAAGGAAACAGGAAAUCCCUUCAUCUCAGUCACCGGAAAGUCCUGGGUUUGCAGUGAUCUCGUCAUCACAGUUUCGCGGCGCAACUGGCUCUCCGCUAAAGAAGCGCGUGUCUCCAAACCUCCCGAGUCGUUCUGUGAAAGAAGAAACACCCGAACAGAAUUUGGCGAAGCAGGAUCAAGAGCUUUCUGAUACUGUGACCCCACGUUCUUCGAUUAUGAAUUCGCACUCGCAUGCGCCUCAUACAUCCCCUAAUUCUCGAACGGAAUUGCCUACGUCUGGAAAUGGAGGCAAUGUGAAUAAUAUACCCCCUAGUACGGAAAGGACCGUGGUUUAUGAGACGGACGCCGAAUCAGAUUACGAUGGCUUGUCCAGCGCCCCAGCUUCACCUAACAAGCAAAGGCUGGCCCACGAUAAUAACACCGCUGAAGACAACCAAGAGACUCUUGACGACGAUUCCCCAGAUCUUCCUCCACCUAGGAUUCCUGAGCCAGAGCCUGAAUCUGGUCAUCUACACUCAGAUGUUAACCUGUCAUCCGAUGCGUCAAUCUGCUAUCAACGAUUCCAGCCAGCCACCCAGUUUCCGCUCGAGCCAAUACCGAUGCUAAACACUCAGAAGAUGACCGAACUCUUCCCGCAGGAAUCCAGUGCCCUGCAAACAGACACUUCUCUACCAGAGUCUCCCCCAUCAGCAAAACGUCAUCCAAUGCCUGCUCCAACUUUGCAGACACAGACACAGACACAAACUCAGACGCAAACCCAAACUCAAUCGCAAUCACAAGAUUUAGGUAAAACAUCGACAGAGAUAGUGCCAGAGUCUUCGCCCGUAACACGGCAGGCAAAUGGCACUCAUAUAAACGACUCUAUCUCACCUGAACUCCACACUCAUGACUCCGUGGUGCAGGUUGAAUCUUCCCAACCAGCGGACAGACUCAACAAGCGCUAUACAGGCCGAAGCUCAGGCCCGCGGGGCAUCUUGACUGAAAGCCAGCUACUAACAUCCAGCGUGAUGGAGAGUAUACCCAUGCCAGCCUUCUGGAUGGGCAGUCAGGACAGUGUUGGAGAGCCUUACAAUGAGCUCGAUGCAUGAUAUAGAUAGACCAUUUCAAUAGCUUCAUGAUGAUAACGACCAGCAUAUAAUCCAUGUGAUUUUCUCUCUUAUCACUGUUCAGGGGUAAUGCUAGUACGACGUAAACCAGUUGGCGACCGAGCGUCGGCGGGGCAUUUGGGCCGCCGUAGCCCCGGAAACGGAAACAUUAG
Messenger RNA from Aspergillus wentii DTO 134E9, 2194 nucleotides. RefSeq lists its product as uncharacterized. The coding region runs from base 66 to 2024 and encodes 652 amino acids. The transcript has a single exon. The record is from RefSeq and is a predicted model, not a curated record. NCBI's taxonomy places the organism in Eukaryota, Fungi, Ascomycota, Eurotiomycetes, Eurotiales, Aspergillaceae.